This is a messenger RNA of Aspergillus puulaauensis, 1266 nucleotides long. It is a transcript of the gene cwc25, whose product is annotated as U2-type spliceosomal complex subunit CWC25. The record is from RefSeq and is a predicted model, not a curated record. Gene Ontology annotation, cellular component: U2-type spliceosomal complex. Gene Ontology annotation, biological process: mRNA splicing, via spliceosome. The transcript is spliced from 2 exons. The coding region runs from base 1 to 1266 and encodes 421 amino acids. Lineage: Eukaryota; Fungi; Ascomycota; Eurotiomycetes; Eurotiales; Aspergillaceae.
AUGGGUGGCGAUCUAAACUUGAAGAAAUCAUGGCACCCGUCGCUCCUCCGAAACCAAGAGCGGGUAUGGUCCGAAGAAAAACGCGCCCUGGACGAACGCAAAAAAGUCGACCAGCUGCGCCGCGAGCGCGACGAGGAGCGCCAAAUCCAAGAACUGCAGCGGCUGCAGGAAACCGCGGGCGGGUCGCGCCAGCACAACCGCGUCGACUGGAUGUACCAGGAGCCGUCGGGCGCGUCGGGCCAUGUCGCGGAGGAGAUGGAGGGGUAUUUACUGGGGAAGCGCCGCAUUGAUGGCAUUUUGCUGAAGAAUGACGAGAGUAAGAAGUUGGGGAAGGGGGCCGGGGUUGAAGUUGGCGGUGGUGCUGGCGCUGCGGCCCUUCCGCCUGUUGUGCAUAAUACGCGCGAUACGAUGGUUAAGGUUAUGGCGGAUCCGUUGUUGGAGAUUAAGAAGAGGGAGCAGGCGGCGUAUGAGACUAUGGUUAAGGAGUCUGUGAGGAAGCGGGAGAGGGAGGAGGGGAGGGAGCGGAAUAGAGAUCGGGAUCGGGAUCGCGAGCGCAGUCAUCGCCGCAGACGGGAUAGCGGUGAUGAUUCACAUUCGCAUCGGCAUAGUCACAGCCACCGGCAUCGACGCCGCUCAAGGUCGAGGUCGAGGUCUCCUCGUGAAGACCGGGAUGAUCGCCGCCGCAGAGACGACCGGAGGAGCCAUCGGGAUCGCGACGGCGAUAGAGAAGACAGAGGGGAUAAGGUCUACCAUUCGAGUAGCCGGCGGGACCGUGACGAGCGGUACGAUCGAUCCGCGCGCAGGUCUGCCUCUCCUCGGUCAGACCGCCGCCGAGACGACCGGAGAGACCGUGACCGUGACCGUGACCAGGACUCUCGCAGGGAUAGAUAUGGCCGGAACGGCGAUCGAAGAGAUAACCGCGGCCCGCGAGACUCGGACUCAUUCGGCCGGAAUCGAGACCGGGCGCCGAACCAUAGAGAUGGGCCCCGUCCAGCUGCAGACCAGCACGCCCAGGACCUGGAGGAGCAGCGCAAGCGCAGACUCGCUGAGAUGCAGUCGAACGCGCAGGAUAUGGAACAGACCCGCCGGCAGCGCGUCACCGAAGUCACGGAGAUUGAAGAGAAACAGAGGGAGGAAGAUGACAAGAAGCGGACAGACCGGGGUCAGUUCAUGUCUGGCCUUCAUCGGCAGCUCCAAGAGGAUAGUUUGGAUGAGCGUAUUCGCCGGAGUCGUGGUGGGCUGGCGAAAGUCGGUGAUGACGAGUGA